GUUUCAGGCCAUACUUCUUUGAAGCUUGUUCUUGUGUUGCUCCUACACUGACUCUAAUCUAUAAUUUUUAAUUGCUUGUAGAGUCCAAAAUGCUAUUCAUCAACGCCUACUUCGUUGUGGUGCUGCUGUUCUUGUGCCAAGUGGCACAUGGUCGUUUUCAUGAGGAUUGCUUCAAACUCUGCAAAGGUGUUGCAAACUACUCUGCUUGUCUUAGAAGCUGCACAAUGUCAAAAACGACAACGGCAGAAACAGCGACAAAACAAAAGACCGCGACAAAAGCAGAAACCAAGGAAUAGAAAAUUCUACCCAACUUACCUGUUUCUGACAUGUUUACCACUCGGUGGUCCUCGAAUUUGUUUUGGUGUACCUUAUCUGUCAAUCAUAUUUCGACGAAUUCUACUCUGCAAACAGCGAACAGAUAAGAAGGAGAAGCUGUGGUAG
This is a messenger RNA of Cylicocyclus nassatus, 441 nucleotides long. The record is from the annotation of a GenBank genome assembly. Lineage: Eukaryota; Metazoa; Nematoda; Chromadorea; Rhabditida; Strongylidae.